Messenger RNA from Sparassis crispa, 1290 nucleotides. RefSeq lists its product with no specific name. The record is from RefSeq and is a predicted model, not a curated record. Lineage: Eukaryota; Fungi; Basidiomycota; Agaricomycetes; Polyporales; Sparassidaceae. Bases 1 to 1290 code for a protein of 429 amino acids. The transcript is spliced from 4 exons.
AUGUAUUUAACCGACGGAGUCAGUGAAUCGGGCACUUAUGAAAGUCCUAGCAAGUACAGUUCAAACCAGUGGUCGGUACGACGCCCACCCGCACCGCCGACGAGCAUUCCUUUAGAUGACGGCUUUGACGCGGUAACGACAGAAGUGCCCACCGAAUGGAACAUCGGCGCCGUACGCCAUCGCGACUACGAGGAGUCAGUCAGCGGAUAUCGGAACUAUGUCAUGGACAUGGAGAGGAAGCUCAGCGGGGAGGAUGACUACUACGUGUCCAGCGGGAAGACCUUCGAUAACACUAAACGUUCCGAUUUGACCUAUACCGGCAGCAUGAGGACCCUAAAGAGGAGUCCACUCAACAUGCCUAUACCGGAAAACGCGAGGAAGAUCAGCGGUAACAGAGGGAAGAUCGAGCUUGUGGAACAGAAGGUUAUAGAGGACAAUCCACAACGAACGAUCUCUCUAUGGCGCGAAAGGGUAGCUCAAAGUAGUGGGGGAAGCAACAGUCGAUAUGACGAUGCGGACGACCUGCGAAGUGACCAUACCAACAGCCAUGCACAUCGCAGGGUACUAUCUGACGACUCGCGUAUGCGGAGGGUGGCGAGCCAUGGCCGCACGGGAAGCGGUGGUACCAAUGCGCAUCCGAGGGGGACUGGGAGAGAGAUGGAGGUGCGCAGGUCGGGGAGAGCAUCGUAUGAAAGGAGCGAGUACAUGGUGACUUAUGCUCAACCUUCUCGAAAUGGUUUUCCUAUGGCUUUUUACGCCCAAUCGGAAAUUGGGAACGCUAUUCCCCUAAAGAACCAAGGAUCACAGUCGAAUUCGUCGAACGCGAUGGUUAACAAGCCCUUGCCGGAUAGAUCGAUAUCAUCAGGAAAUAGACGGUUGUCUGGCAGGCACUCCAACGAACGAAAUGAGUAUAUGAUCACUUAUGCACAGACAUCUCCGUUUGGUAGCGGGAGUACGACACGCACUCCAAGUCUCAGAGGGCAGAGGACAAUAACGAUGACGCCUCUGCAGAAGAAGUCGUUCAUUCCUGCCCAUCCUACUGAUGCUUCCACCGUGACGAAGGCGACGUCCACGUCGUCGGUGGAACUCAUACUCUCCUCAUGCGACCCCUCAUUGCUGCACAUAGCGCCAAUCCUGUCGGACCUCGGCAUUCAGAGACUGGAGCACUUGCGAGCUAUCGCGAGGCUAAGCGAGGAAACACGGGACAAGGAGAUUAAGGAGCAGGCUUUGAAGAGGGGUGUCACCGUUGUCGAGUGGGCUAUUCUGCUCGACAAGCUCCAGAGCUUGUAG